GCAAGAAGACCAUUGAACUGCCCCUCUCAAAAAUUGCAGAAGAGUCUGAGCCUGUGCCAUGUGUUCUGCAAGGAGAGGACAUCCAGGCACUUGCAAUUAAGGUGGAGGAUCUGGAGAAACUUCAUGCUCCACACCUUCCCCCUGAUGCUGGGAGAAAGCCAGUUGAGAAGAAAUACCUUGUUCGAAAGGACCAACCCGAAGAGCCCAAGAAGGUGUCGUAUCUCGUAGCACAUCCUGCUUCCUCCAAAGCACCCAAGGAAUCACUGACUUUUCCUGGACGAAGACAGUUUGCUGAUGGCCAUGAAAAGAUCCUUCCCCAUCACAUUUUGGGCAGUCUCCAGGAGUUUAAGAUGGAAGCCUUGGCCAGAGGAAACACUGAGGUUGCAGAUGUUAUUGAGGUUUCUCAUCCAGAUGUUACUGCAGCAGCUUUAAAAGAGAAACAUGGAGGAGAGAAGAAGAAGAAAAAGGCUCCUCAGGCCCAACUGGCACAGGACAAAGCUCUGCAGAACUGGAGCCGUCAUAUGGCAAUCAGGAAAAAGCAGGAGAAAUACCUAGGAGAAAUUCUCCAGAGGCCAGAGAAUGAAUUGCAGAUGAGCAUCUCAGACAAUUACAGGCAAAUCCGGGAAGAAUGUGACCUCAUUGACCGGAGUCUCCCUGCCCUACUUCCUGGAAAGGGAUACCGAGUAGGAAGUGAGUUCUGGAGCCAACCUGAGCGUAUUGGAGAUGAACUUAGUGGUCUGAUGCUGACACUGACUCGGACAGAACGUGGGUACCCACAGCCAAUCACUCAUGUGGGGAAACCCCACACUAUCCAGAUGGAAACAGGUCUGAAGCCUCCAACGAAGAUUCCUUGCCAUCUAACCGUGGAUAAGAGUCUUUUCCUGAAACAUCGACGUCAGGAGCUAAAACCUGUCCUGGAGGAGAUGGGUUUUUAUAAGCCGGAUCUGGAGGGACUGGAGGUGAUUGGUAAAGGGCAGCCUUUCACAUCUGUCUCAGCAGAGGCUCUUCCAGAUUCCACCACUUCUGAAGAGAUUGAGACCCUCAGUGACCCCUUAAGUGCCUCCUGCAGUGUGUCUCCAGAAGGAGAGAUGCAUCCAUCCUUAGUUUUCUGUGGCCAGCCUGCUCGUUGGAUCCAGGGCACCACUUAUUGCAUGGACGAAAUUGGCAUUGCUGCCCGGCUCACCUUUGAGAGUCUGACUGGUGAGGAGGCUGAAAGCUCCCUGACAGUGAGCAAUGAUGGCACAGCUGCCAUCUGGUACAGCUGGAUGAGGCUUCCCCAGCAGAUUCCCUCCAGAGAAACCAAGGGGAAGAGGAUGCCAUGUUUUUACUUUGAUACCAGACCAGGUGUAAUUUUGCCUGGAGAAACUCUGAGGUUUUCCUUUCUUUUCAAGUCAGAGAGAGCAGGCAUUUUCAGCGAGUCCUGGGAAUUUAGGACACAUCCUCUGUUAUUAGGAGGAGCUCUGCUGCAGGUGACCCUUUGGGGAAUUGCUGUGUGUGAGGAUAAAUUGGCUGACUUCAGAGAGAGGCUGGAGAGUGACCUGAGUGCUCGAGAAGGUGCUGCUAUAGUGGAAGACUGUCUGAAUGAACUUCUUGACCAAAUUCGGACCCCAGAGCGCAGCCCAUCUCCUGUGGAUGCCUGUGCCAUGGAGGAAGAAUUGUUCCACCAGAAGAAUCCUGAGUUGCAUUAUCAGCAUCAAGUGGUAAAGCAGCUGCAUAAACUGUGGAGACAGCGCAUGACUAUUCCCUCAGCCUUUGAAGAGAAAGUGCCCUCAGGCCAGAGCACCCCGGAGCCUCUCCCUGCUCAGAACAACACCAUGGAGGUCCCAGAUGGGAAGAACUCACUCGAGGAGGCUCCAAAACAAAGGACAAAUGUUGAGGAGGAAGAAGCAGCCCCCUCACAAUGGAACCUUUCCCUCAAGGACUUUAAGCAGGCUAUCAUGUCAAUCCCCAGGGAGGAGCAGAGGGAAGAAGCACUGACCCAGCUCAAUAAGGCAGCUCUGGAGCUGUGUGUUGAACAGAGGCCAACUCAGUCAGACCUUCUGUAUCCACUCUGCCUCCAGCUGUGGCGUGGAGCAAUCGAUGAUAUGGUGAAUCACGCUCUGAGGCUGAGAUCCCUGUAUAAUUUGCUUGAGAAAGACACCUGUGUAGAUGCUGUUCCAAAGGAAACAGAAGCUCCUCAGAAGCCGGUGGACCCUAAUUUGUUGAGAACAUACCAGGAGAAACUCUAUAUUGAAGUUUAUAGGCUGCUGGAUUCAAUGCUGAGUGAAAUGGUGUCUUUAUUUGAGGAUCUAACUCCACAAGGUGCUCAGAAGUGGGAGAGCGAAGCCCUUU
Messenger RNA from Acanthisitta chloris (rifleman), 2331 nucleotides. RefSeq names its product MYCBP associated protein (gene MYCBPAP). The record is from RefSeq and is a predicted model, not a curated record. The annotation marks the transcript as partial. The transcript is spliced from 17 exons. Lineage: Eukaryota; Metazoa; Chordata; Aves; Passeriformes; Acanthisittidae.